Messenger RNA from Paramecium sonneborni, 475 nucleotides. NCBI's taxonomy places the organism in Eukaryota, Ciliophora, Oligohymenophorea, Peniculida, Parameciidae. The record is from the annotation of a GenBank genome assembly.
CUAAAUUUAAUUAGCUGCCUAAGGUGAUUCCUAUUAGUAAUGAAGAUUAUAGAAGAAAUAAAAAAUCAAGUAGAGUAGGAAAUGAAAAAAAUGAUAGGAAAGUGUAUUGAAAAGAGAUAUGCAAAAUUAACAGAGAAAAUAAAAAAGGAAUUCAUUUUUAAGGUUGUGCGAGAUGGCUAAACUAUAAGAUAGGUAUAUUAUGAAUCAAAUUUAGGCUUCUAAAGAGUUGUGUAUAAAUUAUUCUUCUGCAAAAUCCAUAAUGUCAAAUUAUAGAAAAUCUAGUGGUCAAGGAAAAAAGAAAUAUAAUUUGGAACCAAGAUAGGUAAAGGUGAAUGAUAAAUAUGACUGGAAGAAAUUUAAAAUUCUGACAUUUUGCGAGGAAACACAAACUAAUGAAUACACUAUGGAAACUUUUGCAUAAAACAUAAAGAAAUCUAAUCCCGAAAAAGUUUUAAUGUGAUCCCUUAAAUUAGAU